AUGGAACAAAUACCUGCUGGUGGAGCUAAUGCUAUGACAGCUCAUGAAAUAUCAUUAAAUUCACCAGUUAAGACGCUCUCGCAGUGGAGGCGGAAUGUGGGCAGGGCGCUAGAGGCAGGGUUAGGGCUGAGUUCAUGUCCUUUCGCCUUCUAUGCGAUAGCCGACAACUCCCUGCCAAGGACAGCAAGGGCGAUUCUCUCCGCCUCAGGUGGCAAGGCACCCUCGCUGACCAUGUUUUCCACUUGGAGAUGGAGCAGAAGCGGCUCCUACGAGCGGGUCCCCGGCGGACUCCAGGCGCAGAAAUGCAGUCCAGAGAAAAGUGCUUCAUUCUUGAGUAAGAUGACCUAUUCCUGGUUUAGCAGAAUAAUUAUUUUAGGUUAUAAUAAACCUUUGGAAAGAGAGGAUCUUUGUGAACUAAACGAAAGUGAUUCCUCCUACACUGUGUGUCCCAUUUUUGAAAAACAUUGGAGAAAGGAAGUUUUAAGGAAUCAAGAGAGGCAAAAGGUAAAGGCCUCUUCCUAUAAAGAAGCACAUACCGGGAACCCAUCAUUACUCUCAGCACUCUGGAGCAACUUCAAGUUUGUCCUGAUUCAAGUUGCUUUAUUCAAAGUAGUUGCUGAUAUUUUGUCCUUCACUAGUCCACUCAUAAUGAAGCAAAUGAUCAUUGCUUGUGAACAUCACUCUGAUUUUGGCUGGAGUGGCUAUGGUUAUGCCGUGGCACUUUUUGUUGUAGUCUUUCUGCAAACCCUGAUAUCCCAGCAAUAUCAACGUCUUAACAUGCUCACCUCAGCAAAAAUUAAGACAGCUGUAAUUGGACUGAUCUACAAAAAGGCCUUACUUUUAUCUAGUGUUUCUCGAAAAAAGUUUUCCACUGGGGAAAUUAUUAACUUGAUGUCAGCAGAUGCCCAGCAGCUCAUGGACUUGACAGCAAACCUCAAUCUUCUCUGGUCAGCACCUUUUCAAAUCCUGAUGGCCAUAUCACUACUUUGGCAAGAACUGGGCUCGGCAGUGUUAGCAGGGGUUGCAGUCCUUCUGCUUGUUAUACCAAUAAAUGCUUUAGUUGCUACUAGAGUAAAAAAGCUGAAGAAACGUCAAACAAAGAACAAAGAUAAACAGAUAAAACUACUCAAUGAAAUCUUACAUGGAAUUAAGAUCCUAAAACUUUAUGCCUGGGAACCCUCCUAUAAAAAGAAAAUUAUUGAAAUUCGAGAACAGGAAUUGGAAGUUCAAAAAUCUGCUGGGUAUCUUACUGUAUUUUCUAUGCUAACAUUAACUUGCAUUCCAUUCUUGGUGUCUCUGACCAUCUUUGGAGUCUAUUUUUUAUUGGAUGAAGUAAAUAUUUUAACAGCCGCUAAAGUAUUCACAUCUAUGUCUUUGUUUAAUAUUUUGAGGCUUCCUCUGUUUGAUUUCCCAGUGGUGAUUUCAGCUGUGAUCCAGACAAGGAUAUCACUGGAUCGUUUGGAGGACUUUCUCAACACUGAGGAGCUGCUACUUCAAAGUAUUGAAACAAACUACAGAGCAGAUCAUGCCAUUGGAUUUACAAAUGCUUCCUUCUCUUGGGAUAAAACAGGGAUUCCAGUAUUAAAAGACUUGAACAUAAAGAUUCCAGAAGGUGCUUUAGUGGCUGUUGUAGGGCAAGUUGGGUCCGGAAAAUCAUCUGUGCUUUCUGCCAUCCUGGGGGAAAUGGAGAAACUUACGGGAACAGUCCAAAGAAAGGGCUCCGUGGCUUAUGUUUCCCAGCAGGCCUGGAUUCAGAAUUGCAUUUUGCAAGACAACAUUCUCUUUGGAUCUGUCAUGCAGAAGCAGUUUUAUGAGCGAGUAUUGGAAGCCUGUGCUCUCUUCCCAGAUUUGGAGCAGUUACCCAAUGGAGAUCAAACCGAGAUUGGAGAAAGAGGUGUGAAUAUAAGUGGAGGGCAGAGGCAUCGAGUAAGUCUGGCUAGAGCUGUCUACAGCGGAGCUGAUAUCUACCUCCUGGAUGAUCCUUUGUCUGCAGUUGAUGUUCAUGUUGGAAAGCAGCUUUUUGAAAAAGUGAUAGGAUCUUCAGGCCUUUUGAAAAGCAAGACUCGUAUUUUAGUGACACACAACCUCACACUUCUGCCACAGAUGGAUCUUAUUGUUGUAAUGGAAAGUGGCAGAGUAGCACACAUGGGAACAUACCAAGAGCUGCUGUCUGAAACCAAACAUUUCACUCAUCUACUACAAGUCUUCAGUGAACAAGAAAGAGAUACAUCAAAAAACUUAGAAUUUAGGAUCCUCUCUAUGUCUGUAUAUGGGAAAAUUUUUACAAGGGACAAUGAGAGAUACUCUUUGGAUCAAGGAAAACAGUUCUCAAUGAGAAAAGAAAAGAUCCCUGUUGGUGGGGUGAAGAUCUCAGUAAUCAUGAAGUACCUCCAAGCCUUUGGCUGGCCAUGGGUGUGGCUGGCUAUGGUCACUUACCUAGGGCAGAAUUUGGUGGGCAUUGGACAGACACUAUGGCUAAGUGCCUGGACAAGAGAAGCAAAGCACAUGGAUGAAUUUAAGGAGUGGAAGCAAUUAAGAAGCAAUAAACUUAAUAUCUACGGAUUAUUGGGAUUAAUUCAAGGUCUCUUUGUCUGCUUUGGGGCCUAUGUGCUCACUAGAGGAUCCCUGGCUGCCUCUCGAACCUUGUACUCUCAGCUGUUAAAUAAUGUGCUACAUCUCCCACUUCAAUUUUUUGAAACGAAUCCCGUAGGCCAGAUUAUCAAUCGAUUCACCAAGGACAUGUUUAUAAUUGAUAUACGUUUCCAUUACUACUUACGAACCUGGGUGAAUUGUACAUUGGAUGUUAUUGGAACUAUUUUGGUCAUUGUGGCAGCUUUACCACUGUUUAUUCUGGGAGUGUUUCCCUUGGUUUUCAUCUAUUUCACUAUACAAAGAUACUAUGUGGCAAGCUCUCGGCAGAUUCGGCGGUUAGCAGGAGCAUCCCGCUCUCCUGUCAUUUCCCACUUUAGUGAGACUUUAUCAGGAGUGUCCACAAUCAGAGCAUUUGGACAUGAACAGAGGUUCAUCCAACAAAACAAAGAGGUGGUGAAUGAGAACUUAGUCUGUUUCUACAAUAACGUAAUUUCAAACAGGUGGCUGUCUUUUAGACUUGAAUUCCUUGGCAACAUAAUGGUAUUCUUUGCUGCACUGCUGGCUGUGCUGGCUGGCAAUUCCAUAGAUUCAGCAAUAGUUGGUUUGUCCAUAUCCUAUGCCUUAAAUAUUACUCAGUCUCUGAAUUUUUGGGUAAGAAAAGCAUGUGAAAUUGAAACCAAUGCAGUUUCUAUUGAAAGAGUUUGUGAAUAUGAAAAUAUGGAUAAGGAGGCACCCUGGAUAAUGUCUAGAAGGCCUCCACCACAAUGGCCCAGUAAAGGCAUAGUAGAGUUUAUUAAUUAUCAGACUCGAUAUAGAAAUGAUCUUGGUUUAGCAUUACAGGAUAUCACUUUCCGGACUCAUGAGGAAGAGAAGAUUGGAAUUGUGGGAAGGACUGGAGCAGGCAAAUCAACACUAUCAAAUUGCUUGUUUAGAAUUAUAGAGAGAUCAGGAGGCAAGAUUAUUAUUGAUGGUAUUGACAUUUCAACGAUUGGACUACAUGACCUUCGUGGCAAACUUAAUAUUAUUCCACAGGAUCCCAUUUUAUUUUCUGGAACCCUUCAAAUGAACCUGGAUCCUCUGGACAAGUAUUCUGAUGAUGAGCUGUGGGAAGUGCUGGAAUUAUGUCACUUAAAAGAGUUUGUGCAGUCCCUUCCCAAGAAGCUGCUGCAGGAGAUCUCUGAGGGUGGUGAAAACCUCAGUGUUGGACAACGGCAACUUGUCUGUCUUGCUCGUGCUUUGCUUCGAAAAACAAAAAUUCUUAUCUUGGAUGAGGCAACGGCCUCCAUCGAUUUGGAGACUGAUAACUUUGUGCAGACCACUAUCAGGAAGGAGUUCUCUGAUUGUACCAUCCUGACGAUUGCUCACAGACUGCAUUCUAUCAUUGAUUCUGACAGAGUGCUUGUUCUAGACUCUGGGAGGAUUAGAGAAUUUGAUGCACCACAGAACUUGAUACAACAAAAAGGGCUUUUCUUUGAAAUGAUAAUGGAAGCUGGAAUAGCACAAGACUCAGAGACAAAAAAAUAA
Orycteropus afer afer is the source of this 4116-nucleotide messenger RNA. RefSeq names its product multidrug resistance-associated protein 1-like. The transcript is spliced from 29 exons. NCBI's taxonomy places the organism in Eukaryota, Metazoa, Chordata, Mammalia, Tubulidentata, Orycteropodidae. Gene Ontology annotation, biological process: transmembrane transport. The record is from RefSeq and is a predicted model, not a curated record. Bases 1 to 4116 code for a protein of 1371 amino acids. Gene Ontology annotation, cellular component: membrane. Gene Ontology annotation, molecular function: ATP hydrolysis activity; ABC-type transporter activity; ATP binding.